Molecule: messenger RNA, 378 nt
Organism: Pedinophyceae sp. YPF-701
Lineage: Eukaryota; Viridiplantae; Chlorophyta; Pedinophyceae
Source: the annotation of a GenBank genome assembly
AUGGCGGACCUGAGCCUCCCCGCAUCCAACAUCAAGCGCAUUGUCACGAACAAGCUGACAGAGCUGCAGGGCGCCGACGGGAAGAAGAUCCAGGUGUCCAAGGAUGCGCUGCUCGCGCUCGGCGAGGCCGCGAAGGUCUUCAUCCACUACGUCUGCGCGGACGGCUGGGACAAGUGCAAGGACAAGAAGAAGCAGACCCUGACUCCGGACGAAAUCUUCCGCGCCCUGGAAGACACGGGACUCUCUGCCUACGUCAGCAAGGCGGACCUCGAGCAGGCGCUGGCGGCGUUCAAGGCGCAGAGCGGCAAGAAGGGCCGCGGCGCAGGGAAGAAGAGGGCCCGGGAGGAGGACGACGACGACGCGGGCGACGAUGAGUGA